Zasmidium cellare ATCC 36951 is the source of this 1320-nucleotide messenger RNA. RefSeq lists its product as uncharacterized. The transcript is spliced from 3 exons. Bases 1 to 1320 code for a protein of 439 amino acids. Lineage: Eukaryota; Fungi; Ascomycota; Dothideomycetes; Mycosphaerellales; Mycosphaerellaceae. The record is from RefSeq and is a predicted model, not a curated record.
AUGCGUGAGGAAGAACUCAAGACCGAGCCAAAGCGUGCUCCCAGGGAGUACGACACUUGGUACUACCCACCAGACAUUGCCAAUGACCUCGACGGGAUCAACCUUCCCCAGCAGAUCAAAGGCGAGAUCUUUGCAACUGCAUGGGAGUACACCAGGACGGUCAUUCCUCAUUACACCAACUGGAACCGAUAUGUGGCUUUCAUGCGGAUCAUCGUCAUGGGGAUCAUUGCCGAGUUCAAGGGCGAUUUGCUCGACGUCACCGAUGGCGAUCAUGUGCUCAACUACAGCCUCGAUGGCAUUCUUUCCGACCUCUUCGCGGGGACACCCGGUCACGCCGAUAUGGCCCGUGAGUACAAGACGUUCUUGCUGGUCUCAGGAGACAAGUCAAGCGGCAGACGGCACGGGGAGUUCUUCAGAAGAUACGUCAACGUUCUCGCACAAUCACCAGAGCAAUACUUCCGUAUGCGGGAUACAGAUGCAUUGUGCCGCUUCACCAUUGCUGUAGCGCUGGCGUGCAGUGAUCAGGACGAUGUAUGGUUUACGGACGAGCAAUUCAACUUGCUCGCCGAGAUUGGUGACACCAUGUACGACGCCGUCUCUUUCUUCAAGCACCGAAGCGAGGGCGAGACCAACAGCACAUUCGCCUACAUGCCAGACGAGCAUCGCAUCGGAGCAUACAGGCAAUGCCGGGAGGUCCUCUGGGCACUCGAUGCAGCCUGGGGCCGCAAGAAAGAGAUGGCCUGUGUCACCAGCUUUCUGCGAUACUUUGGCGGUCCCCUUCACAUGAUGAUGCGAAGGUACCGUUUUGUCGAGGAGGAUAUGACCAUCGGCCGCCGUGAAGACGCUGGUGUAGUCGACCAAACUCGUGAUCACUACAAGCUGUGGAACCGAAUCGAUGCCCAGAAAGAGCGAGUCGUUGAUGAGAAGGAUCUGCGGCGAUACAAGGACAUAAUCGCAAGGGGCGAUGAGCUGUUGAUCGCUGGCCUGGCGAAGCAGAUCGAUGAGGAAGGCGAGGGUCGUUGCGACAAAUGCCUGUACCGAAGCUCAUAUGGCGCCGAGACAACACAUUGCUUUGGAGGUGUGCAACUCUGUGACUCGUGCAGAGAAUACUGGCGUUCGUACCUCCUGAGCUUCCCCGAGCGUGCGGCCAAGGUCUUCCCAGAGCUACAGCCAGUGUAUGAGAGAGCGAUAGUGAAUGUCGCUGUGCCGGAGAAGAGGACGAAGGAGCAGCCUCAGCUUGAGCUGGCGGAGAAGAAGCCGGUGGCGGAGCAGUCUGCAGUGGACAAGUCCCAACCGAUGGAGGUACCUGUGGCGGCAUGA